Molecule: messenger RNA, 858 nt
Organism: Adineta ricciae
Lineage: Eukaryota; Metazoa; Rotifera; Eurotatoria; Adinetida; Adinetidae
Source: the annotation of a GenBank genome assembly
AUGUUUUCAGACGUUUUGGUCAAUUCGGAAGAAAAUGUUUUUUUUUACCUUCGACCCUUGACCUACGACAGACACACACACACAAACGAAUUUCCGCUUUUUGACCACUUUUUUCGACAUGACCCUCUUUUCAGUCGAGGAAAUACCGGAAAAGCAGUUGUUUACAUUCAUACCGGUGGUACUGGUCUUCUUGCUGAAGAUAUUCAUGGUCAAAAAGGAUCAAAUAUAGUUUACAAUGAUCUUGAUCUUGAUCAAAUCAAUCGUUUACCUGAUACUCAAUUACAUCGAAAUGUUGAUCUUUGCAUAAUCAAUGCAUCACAAAUGAAUCCUUUGAUCAAGAGUGUCAUUGUUUGUCCGUCCAUCAUCUAUGGCAGAGGUUCAGGUCUGUUCAAACGUCAAAAUAUCACAUUUAUCAAAUUGAUCGAGAUCGCUCUUCAACAAGGAAAGUUACAAAUGAUUGGAUCUGGUGAAGCAACGUGGAAUAAUAUUCAUAUCGAUGAUUUAGUUGAUGCUUAUAUGAUUCUUUUCAAUGAACUUCGGAAUGUUUGUCGAUCUGAUGUCAAACCUAAUCGAUAUUUAACAACGGGAUCGGAAGGUUAUUAUUUUGUUGAAAACGGACGAAACACAUGGAAAGAAAUGUUCGAAAAACUUUUAGAAAUGUUAUCUAAGAAAAGAUUGAUUCAAUCAUCAAAUGUAACAAAAUUUGCGUGGUUUUUUGGUUCACAAUCAAAUGCUACAGCUCAGAAACUACGCAAAUUGGGAUGGAAACCAAGUCGAUCGAGUCUUUUCGACGCUUUCGAUCAAGAAAUUGAUCAUUUUCUCAGUGAGAAGAAUUCUUUUGUUUUCUCAUCAAAAUAA